Lottia gigantea (owl limpet) is the source of this 1098-nucleotide messenger RNA. RefSeq lists its product as hypothetical. Lineage: Eukaryota; Metazoa; Mollusca; Gastropoda; Lottiidae. The coding region runs from base 1 to 1098 and encodes 365 amino acids. The transcript has 3 exons. The record is from RefSeq and is a predicted model, not a curated record.
AUGGCGAAUAAAUUUGGAUUAGGUUCUUUACCUUUAGAUACUAAAAAACCUAUCACAACAGCAUGGAUAAAUAAAGCAAAACCUUAUUUUGUGAAACAAAUUGAAGACACCCUUCAAGGUGAUUUAGAUAUGAAUAAUUUUACCAUAACUAAUUUAAAGUUACCAGAAAAUGAUUAUGAUGCUGUUCACAAGAAAUAUUUAAUGGAUCAAUUAAAUUUAAUUGAAGUAGAUAAAGAACAUUUAAAAGAAAGAAUAGGCGAUGUGAAAAGAUACUUCAAACGACAAAUAAAUAAUAAAGAUUUUAUUGAUGAUACUAAACUACAACAAGAAGUAACAAGUUUAAAAAGUUUUAUUGAAGAACAACUUCUAAAUGUAGUAGAUAAAUCUCAAUUACAACCUUUAAAAACUAAACUUAUUGGUAAUGGUGAAAUACAAAAACAAAUAGUUGGUAUUAAACAACAACAAAAUGUAGUAGAUAAAACUCAAAUUCAAAAUUUGAAAUCAUUAAUAUCUAAAUUAGAUGAUGCGAUAGCAAAACGAAAAAUAGACCUUAAACAAUUAAUAGAUAAUAUUAAACCAGGUAUGAAUGGAGAUGAAUUAGCAGCAUUAGAAACCAAACUCAAUGAUAAUAGUGAAAUAGAUGCUAUUAAACAACAAUUAGACAAUCUAGUAGAUAAAACUCAAUUACAACCUUUAAGUUCAUUAAUAUCUAAAUUAGAUGAUAAGAUAACAAAACAAAAAAUAGAUCUUAAACAAUUAAUAGAUAAUAUUAAACCAGGUAUAAGUGAAGAUAAAUUAACUGAAUUAGAAACCAAACUCAAUGAUGAUAGUGAAAUAGAUGCUAUUAAACAACAACUUCUAAAUGUAGUAGAUAAAACUCAAUUUCAAAAUUUAAAAUCAUUAAUAUCUAAUUUAGAUAAGAUAACAAAACAAAAAAUAGAUCUUAAACAAUUAAUAGAUAAUAUUAAACCUGGUAUAAGUGAACACAAAUGGCAACAGGAAACAACUGCUCUAGAAACUAAAUUUAAAACUGAAUUACAAAAAGAACAAACAAAUAUUAAUCAAAUAUUUAUGAUAGUGAGAUUCAACAUCAGAUAA